AUGGACCAGUCACCAUUUGGCGGGAGCCUUGGCAACCUUCUGCAACAUCAGCAACAGCAAAGCCAGCAACAGCACCACCUUCAGCAACAGCAGCAACAGCAACAUCACCAGCAACAGUCGGCCAUGAUGCAACAUCAGCAGCAACAACAGCAGCAGCAGCAGCAGCAGCAUCAACAGCACCAGCAACUUCAGCAGCAUCAGCAACAGCAGCAACAGCAGCACCUUCAGCAACAGCAACACCUUCAGCAUCAGCAACACCUUCAGCAGCAGCAACUCCAGCAACAGCAGAGUCUCCAGAACACUGGCAGUGGAACCGCCUCCAGUGGUGGUACCGCUUCCGGUGGUGGCCACCUCGCCGCAUCGUCCUCGAACGUUGCCGCCUCCCACCACCAUCAGUCGUCCCUCGCCGCGCAGAGUGCCGCGGCGCAGAUGAUGUCAGCGCGCAACCCGUUCGGUUUUGACUUCAACCACUUCCAAAGCAACUACUAAGCGCGUGCGUGAUGGCGUCCAGAUUCGAACACAACUCUCCCCCGCCGGGUGGUUGUGGUUGUGGCCAUGGUCGGCCGCGCCAUCCCACGUUGUUACGCUUGAGUUCGUCUCCGCACGCACCGCAUUCUGUUCGUCCGAGAAAGGGCCUGGGCUGCCUGC
Anopheles bellator is the source of this 648-nucleotide messenger RNA. Its product is annotated as G-box-binding factor-like. The coding region runs from base 1 to 489 and encodes 162 amino acids. Lineage: Eukaryota; Metazoa; Arthropoda; Insecta; Diptera; Culicidae. The transcript is spliced from 2 exons. The record is from RefSeq and is a predicted model, not a curated record.